Messenger RNA from Octopus bimaculoides (California two-spot octopus), 3894 nucleotides. Its product is annotated as vesicle transport through interaction with t-SNAREs homolog 1A. The record is from RefSeq and is a predicted model, not a curated record. Gene Ontology annotation, biological process: retrograde transport, endosome to Golgi; Golgi to vacuole transport; intra-Golgi vesicle-mediated transport. Gene Ontology annotation, cellular component: endoplasmic reticulum membrane; Golgi apparatus; ER to Golgi transport vesicle membrane. Gene Ontology annotation, molecular function: SNARE binding; SNAP receptor activity. Lineage: Eukaryota; Metazoa; Mollusca; Cephalopoda; Octopoda; Octopodidae.
AUGUCGCUGGUGAGAAAGAGGCUAAGCGGAAGUAGAAAGCGCCGUCUACUCGUUUUCACCUCGAACAACAUGACUUCGUUGUUGGAGUCUUAUCAACAGCAAUAUUCCACAUUAACUGCUGAUAUAACUCAUCUCAUUGGAAAAAUAACUCUAUCACAUGGAGUUGAGAAACAAGGCCAUGUACGUCAAGUGGAGAAGCUGUUCGAGGAGGCCUCGGAAUUGCUGGAACAGAUGGACCUGGAGGUGAAGGAACAACCAGGCAAGGACAGGCAAAAGUAUCAAACGCGAGUACGAAGCUACAAAACAGAACUUUCAAAACUUCAAACAGAUGUGAGACGUGCUAAACUGGGACUUGACAGUAAAGAUGACUGCAUGCUUGAUGAUCAUCAUGAUGCUGAGGAUCAGCGUACUCGGUUGCUGGAGAAUACAGAACGGUUGGAAAGAUCUGGACGGAAACUGGAUCAUGGAUAUCACACUGCUGUGGAAACAGAACAAAUUGGAUCUGCCAUUCUAGAAAAUCUUCAUUCACAGCGCCAGACUAUAAACAGAUCAAGAGCUAGGGUUGAUGAGAUGAACACAGCUCUUGGGAAGAGUUCACGUUUGUUGACUGGUAUGAUGAAGAGGAUCAUCCACAACCGUAUUAUGCUUGUUGUUAUUGGACUAAUUAUGGUAAUCAGCAUCUGUGUAGCACUAUACCUAAUUGUGCGACGGUCUUCUUGAGAAACCUCUUGACAUACCAUUCUCUACAACAACCGCUCUUUCUUCAUCAAUAUUCUAUGAGAAUCUGCCUGCAUUAUAUAUUUAUAUACACACAUUCUCCAAAAUAUAUAUAUAUAUAUAUAUAUACAUGUAUAUAUAUAGUUUGUGUAUGUGAUCUACAUGCUGUUACAGCAUCGUCUCGAAUUCCUCAUCUGCUGAACCUCUGACAUCUGACCUUUCCUUAGAGCCCCUCACCUCUUAUAUCUUUUUAUUCUCUUUAUAUGAAGCUGGGAAAAUCAAAGGACCAUGUACCACCCUUACAAAUGAACAGACUUUACUAUGAUUGUGUACUUCACCUGUAAUCCUCCUUCUAUCUCCCCUAUCUAAUUGAAAUACCCUUUAUUUAAUUAUUUAUUAAUUAGGAAUUUGUUUGCUUUUUAUUAAUAAAACUUAACCCUGAAUUUGUCCUUCCUGUCUGGACCUCACUGACAGCAAGAUCAGAAGUCCAAAAGCAAGCAGGACAUUUCAAACCAUCUGAUAUUGCUAUUUGAUUGUGUGCCCUAAUCCCUGUUGCUGAGGAAAACAAGGUGACGUUAAUCCCUCUCUACUCCCAACAUGACUGAAUGGAUGUUUUCAUUGUUCUAAAAGCUGAGAGUUCAAACCACUACAAUGGUUUCAAUAUAUUUCUAAGUAUGACACUUUAUUUUAUGUUGUCUUAGUUUGCCAUAACCCCUGAAUGGAUAUAUUCUAGAUUAUCUGGGGAACAUCAGCUGUGAUAGGCUGGUAUUUUUCCAGCUCAAAGAUUUAUCCUACAUCUACUGAACUUCAUGAAAUUAGAGCCAGGUACUGGUCCUUAAAUAUUUCUCUUUCCCCAGAUUUUAAGGAUUAUUUACUUAACAUAUUACUAUUCUCUUCCUUAAAAAUGAGAUGGCCAAGGGAAGAAGCCAUUGGAGUGUGCUCUUAGGUUACAAGUUGAAAUUUGCUAAAGGUGACUUGUGUUUUCUGGUCAGAACACUUUAGUUUACAUUACCAGAGUUCACCUGGCUGUCAGGAAUAUGUACCAAGAUAGAUUGGUGAUACUUAUUUGACUCUAAUCCACUAACACAGAAACUGGAAGUAUCAAUCCAGUAGCAAUAGAUUUCUGGGGUUUGUUUUUUUUUCAAACUAUUUAGUGUUAUCCCUGAGUGUGAACAACUCCCUUUGUUAAAAGGUUUAUAUUAGGAAACAUUCGCACAAUUUAGCUAAUGACUCUUAUUCGAUAUUUUCAGUGGUAGAGGGGAUGUGUUCAAAUCAAGUUACAUCAACUGUAUCAUUUGGGCCAUGAUAAAAAUCAACAGUGAAACAACUGUUAAAAAGUUGAGGAUACAGUCCUACAACAGAAGUGUUGUUGGCAGUUUAUGACAGAAAGACAUUCACUAUGGUGCAAAUAAAUAUUUUAAAAUCAGUAUUAAGCAGUAAUUCAUAAAGAUUUCAUUAAUAAAUAUUAUCAAUGUGCUUACAUCAACUUAUCUGAUACCUGAGAUACAAGUCCAAUAACUGUUCUUCAAUUAACGAUCAUAUUUUCUUUUCAAAACAUUGAAUGUAAAACUAAAGAAGUUAACUCCAUAUUUCAUGACAAUGAGUAAUGUUGAUUUAACCCUUUUGAUACAAACCUGUUUGGACCAUCCUGGUUCUAUGAUAAAAAAAAACUUCAUGUUUUAAAGUGAUCUAAAUUAAAAUUCUCCAUCAAAAUUUUGUAAAUUCAAGUUCCAAACAUCAGCUUAAUAAUGACAAAAUUAUUUUACUAAAUUCUUCAUUAUUUUCAAAAUUAAUUGAAACAAAAGCAGUGCAUUUCAACAGAUGGUAACAAAAGGGUUAAGUACAUUGCAGGAUUUUAAAAUAAAAUCUUUUAUUAAUGUUUAAUAUGAAAAAAAUAUAUGUUCCUCUGUAUUUUUUUACCCAAAUGGCACUAGAACUUCAAGCCAUACUCUACUCCCCCAAAUCUCAUUUACUUCAAUAAUUGUUAUACAAAAUUACAGUAGGUAGACAGUUAUAUUACUGGGUAACUACUAACCACAAGUUCGUGAGUUCAAACACUGUGGCAGUCAUUAUUUGCUCCCUGUUUGAAUACCAUUCAUUAACACUGCUUCAAGCUGUUUUCAGUUGAAGUGUAGUUAUCCACUAAGCUGUAAGCAAAAAUUUACAUCAAAUUUGCAAAUUUAUUGUUGUAUAAAAUGUUUUAAUUUUUAAAAAAUAAUAAAAAAAUAAAAAGAAAAACCUAUCUGACCCAUUUUUCAACAUAGAAAUAGACUGAAAAAAAGAAAAGAAAACAGUAAAUAAGAAAUAAUAUCUAUUGCCAUUUAAACAUGGCUAUUCCAUAGGAACCGAUAUUACUGCUAUUUUUAACCCUAGGAAAACACCUCCAGCUGGUUAUUCGAUGCAAUCUGUACUCAAUAUAUAUUGCAAGCAGGGAAGUGAACCCCCACCAUCUUCUCGCCACAAGACCACCAGGCCGUACAGUUUCAACCUCUUUGUGGUCAUCUUUGGUGGUGGAUACUCAUCCACUAGAGAUAGCAGUAGUUUACUCCAGCUCGCAGGAUACAGAAAUCAAGUGACACACAGUCACUGAUUUUACAAGCAAAUUAGCUUAAUUUAAAAAUCUUUAUAAAGAUAUAUAUCUGGCACAUAAUUGAGUUAAGAUGCUAAACUAGACUGCUAACAGAAAAUUUGUAGUUCUAAUUGUGCUUUACUGAGCACUGUGUGAAUGACUAACCACUGUGCUGUGGUCUCAGAUAAGAUACUGGACUUCUUUUAGUCUAUCAAGUUGAUACCAUAAAUUAUGUUCCCUACCAAAUGACCAAGUCAUUUACUCUAAGAAAAAUAUCUACUUAUAAUAAGAAUUGCAGCAAAUUCACAAAAUACUUUAUUGCCAUACUAGUAACAUGGCAGGAUGGGAUGUAAAAUAAAAGAAAGAAAAAAAAUUAGUUCCCGGCUUUCCCAGACUGGUGAGAUUGAUACAGUUGGUACCAGUAUCUAUACUUGCAUAUCAAUGUCCUCAAGAAAAAUGUGGGUGCAGAGAAAAUCUGCUGUCUAGUUCAAAGUGAAGCACAUUAAAAGCAACCAACAACCAUUGAAGGCAUAUUCCUUAAAAUAUUUAUGUAAUAUUUUUUAUUAAACUGAAGUGAAAUAGAAUAUAAAUUCAAUUGUUUUUAAAAA